AUGAUGCGGCGAACAUUGAUGGCCAGUGGCAGCUGUAUGCUGUCUAUGAGGAAGCCUAACGCUCGCGACACGCUCAUUGAGAAGGAAAAUCAGCUGCUGGUAAAGCGACUCAUGACAGUGAAGUCUGUUUUCGACCCUAACGGGAAGGACUUGGAGGAGUUCCGCACCCACCAGCGCAGGGUUCAAGUGAUGCAGGAGUUCAGAGGAUCUGCAUGUGCACGGCCGCCACCGCCCCCGGUGCCUGAACCCAAGCCCUCCAAGCCACGGGUGGCUGCCAGCCUUUCCGACACGAACCUGCGGCACCUCAGUGCCUUACUGUGUCCUUGGGACCUUCCAGCAAAGCGCUCGACAGUGCAGCCUCAGUCGCAAGCAGACACAAUGCGAGCAGAUGUCUCACCAGAGGAGCCACAACCUCGGGCGCAGCCUGCCGAGCUCGCUGUGGCCACGAGCCCUCAGCCCAUGGGGACCAUGGCCAGCGAGGCGGAGGCCACGGCCGUCUCGAGCUCGAGCGGCCCGAGUGGCCCGAGCCCAGAGAGCAGCGCGCCACCGCAUGCGGACUCGGCCACACCUCUCCAGUCCACCUCCCUUUCCCCUCCCCACCAGACCCAAACCGCCCAAAGCCAACCCACGACGACGAGUCCGAGUCCGUAUGCACUCCCUAGUGGCAGCGCCUCCCAGGAGGCAGCUGAGACUCCCGACCACCUUGCAGGGCCUGCGUCGAUCACGGCCUCUCCUCCACAAGCGCAUGCUGUGCCAGCGCCAGCACCAGGGACUCUGAGCAGCGACCGGCAUGCAGAUCCCUUUGGGGACUUGGACCUUUUCGGCAAUCGCGGUAUAGGCACCGGUCCUGCAGCAGCUGCACCAGCAGCCGCGAACGAGACGGCUCAGAGCCGCCCUGCCGACCCUUUCGGUGGUCUCGACUAUGCCGGCAAUCGUGCAGGCACAGAUGCAGAUGCGAGAACAGAAGCGACGGCGUUACCUUCUGCUCAAGCGGAGCCAGGCUUGACGAAUGCAAUGACAGCCCAGCCUGACAGGCAUGCAGAUCCUUUCGGCGAGCUUGACAUUUUCGGUAACAGUGAAGCGAAGCCUGCUGAAGGCGGCGGUCGCCCGAGACGUCGCCGUGGUUGA
Symbiodinium sp. CCMP2456 is the source of this 1128-nucleotide messenger RNA. The record is from the annotation of a GenBank genome assembly. Lineage: Eukaryota; Dinophyceae; Suessiales; Symbiodiniaceae.